AUGUUGCAUAAAUUUCUGUUGCAUCAGCCUGCCUUUGCCAAGCAAGAGAUGAUGGAAGAAAUUCCCAGGCUCAAAAACAAAAUUUUGAAAGGAUUUCAAUCUGCUCUUGAUCUCUCCAGGUCCGAGCUCAAAAAUUCAGAAGAAGAGUCUUGUUUCUUUCAUACAUUGAAUGAAUCUAUCAGUCUUUUUAACAAAUACAUUAGUUUGGAAUAUUCAUUUUCAAUUGAAGAACGAAUUGAGAUACUGGAUUUGACUCUUCCUUUUCUUGUGGAAGAAAAAUUUGGAGGAAUUGGUUUCAUUGAAAUUCGUACAAAAAUUGCAGAGCUACUCUACACACUUCUCAAACAAAGAAAGGUAGUUUCGGGAAUGCAGAAUAGCCCAUCGAUGAAAGCAAUAACAUGCUGGAAGAGAUUGUAUGAGUUGAUCAGACAAUCAUUUUUUAAAAAGCAGCGUCAAGUGGACUAUGGUGUUCCAAGUAAUCCUGAGCUAUUCAUCAAGUAUGGGUUAUCAUUAAUUAAGGCCAUUUGUAAAUUGAGAAAUUUCUUUCCAACCACUGCAACAAAAGAAAUACUAGAUACUUUUACAGGAAGAAUGUCUGUCUAUCAUACCGAGUAUUACAUAUCAUUGUGCUGUCUAUGUUUGUUCCUACCUACAAGCUUCCGAGCUGUCGACUACCUGCAAGGAAAAUGCAAUUAUUGGAUUGACCAUUUAAUUGAGCUUUGGAACUCUACCACCUCUAACUCGCCCUUAAUUGAGGUGAACUUCUUUUCAUUAUUUUAUCGCAUGUCGAGAGAUCGGUGUGGAGACAUUCAGAUCUUUCAACCUCAUUUAGAUGAUAUUUUCUCCGAAAUUUUAAGAUGUAUGGAUGUACCUGUCAAAAUUACCGUCUCUGCGUUAAGCAACAAAAUGGGUGUGAAAUUAUCUGUAGAAAAUCAAGAUGAUAACAGUGUAUCAAGGUUGUAUCGAUUGGCAUCAUCCACAGGCGCUGAUCCACCCGAAGCAUGCAAUCUAUUUUGGUCCGACUCUCCCAAAGGAAUUGCCCUCAAAUAUGCUGCUCAACUUUGUGUUUAUUUAUUAGAUUUCCCAGAAACGCUACAAUUUUUGUCACAACUGGUUCAUUCCGUAGAUGAUCAAUUCUUAUGGAACUCAAAUUUAAUUGCAUUUAUGCAUGAACUAAUAAGAGCUUUAACUAAAAGGUUAAAACGAGAACAAGCGUCUACGUCCACAAUGCAGCUGUCACCUAAAGUGGUGGAUGAGAUUGUGGACAUGGUAUUUUCUGUAUCAAAAGCUAUUUUAUUUUCAGAGGAUGUUGAAAUAUGGAUAGUUGACAUUGAAGUUAUGAAACACCUCUGCUUUAUUCGACCCAAGCGUAUAAUUGCAUCUAUUUUUGAAAUUAUUCAGAAUAGCUUGCAAAAUUUUAGUAAGGCGAACCAGAUUUCAACUACCAUAGAGUUGUUAAAUGUUGUAUUAAUUCCACUCUUGUCACGUUGUGAUGAAGUUCCAGAAAUUAGAGAGUAUUUAUCUCAAGUUUUGAUGACGAUUGUCUUAAAUAUUGAGAUCACAGACAACAUGAAAGCAAUUCGCGCAUAUGAGUUUCUGUCCCGUGUUUUCCAGCUUGUUCCCAUUAUCGAAUCAAGUAAUGCUAACGAAACGCCAUCAGCUGUAUCUCUUUUUGAGGAUUUUGCAAUUGAAUUUGUCAACCGAACACUAGAAUUUUUAAGCAACGUGACAUAUACUGAUCUUUCCAAGAAUUACUACAGAGUAAUGAUUUCCGUCUCGCUUUUCUUUCAACAGCUCUCACCUCGACUUCACAAAUUGUGCUUCCAGAAAAUUGUCUUGUAUUUGACCACAAAUUUUUUACCAGAUUGUUCUAAACAAUUUAGGGACUUGAUCCAUUAUGCAAGCUCCUACUACUGUGAUCACUAUAAUCCAAUGACCAUUGUUAUCUCAGAGUUGGUACCAAAAGUAAUACGAAGCGACAAUAACAUGACCGAUAAGGAGCUCAGUUACUAUUUAAAAAUUGUUGGAAAAAGUUUUAAGAAUAAUAAUAAUGCCAUCCACCAUGCAAAUAUAGUCAGACAAAUCAUUGACGUCCAUUUAAACCGCAUGAAGAAAGAAGUAGAUUUAAGUAUAAUAACCGCCAUUGGAAAACUUGUGCGACAUUAUAUUGAAAGCUUAACUACUGUAUACCUCUUGGAAAAAAGGAGUGUUCCUUUUUCAACAUGGAAUUCUUCAAGUUUUAUGAAAACCAAUCAUUUUCUCCACUGGGGAAAGUUAGUGGACCUCAAUUCAGAGACUGAAAUUGAAGCAAAAUGGCAUAUCCCAAGAAGCGAAGAGCUUAUAGAAGCUGGUUUGAUAUAUGACAUAUGUAUGGAUCUAAUUAUGACAAAACUCGAUAAUCGAUGCAUAGAUGAGACAGAUGAUCUUCUUACAACAUUAACUCUAUUGAGAUAUGUCAUGAAAGGAAGCUCAAUGAUGCUCGAUGAGAUUCCAGAAAAUGCUGAGCAAUCAACAAAAUUCUUCUCUACGAUUGCAAGCAGCAAGUAUUCAAGACUUGACAUUGCAAAAAAACUCUCCUUAAUUCUGAAAGAGUUUACCUCCCGUAUGAACACAAGCACAUUAACUGAACACAAAUCAACAGACAACACAGAUAUAAUCACUUCUCUAAUCGACCUCAUUCAAAUAUGUAUCGUCUAUCGAAGAAUGAACUAUACAAGCACCAGAGAAAACACAACACAAUUAUGGAACGCCAUCAAGAUGUAUUAUUUUAAGAGUUUAAAUAGAAAGCAUCAUUAUCCAAGAGCUGCAGUUCUUGACCGAAUUCUUAUACUUUACAAAUGGAGAGAAGCACUGCAACGAACAAAGUGCUGUCUACAUGAAAAGUAUUUCAGCGAAGUGCAUGCCACUCUUCUCAAUGAUUUAUUUCAUUUGGCCACAACAUCGGAAUAUGAAAACAUUCGUGAAAAAGCUAAAAUAUGCUUUUUCAAAAUUUCCAAUUUGUUUAAACGCUCUCAUAGGAAGCUGCUAGAUCCAUACAUUUCAACAUGCAUUUCAACCUUAACAGAUCCAUCAUGCACAAACAAAUAUCAAGUGAUAGGGUGCAUUGAAUUUUUGUCAUCUCUUAAUGUUAUCAAGACCAUUUGUAGAAGCUGGUUGCAGGUGAGCCGUUGUUUCCAUACGCUAUUCUUGUGCUCUACGGAUGAUCAUGAGGUGCUUUCAAAGAUCCACAUUGUGAUAGCACUGUAUGCAUCAUUGUUUUUUGAAAUUCCAAUACUGAAUGAUGAGUCAAGUAAGCUCUACAAAAUUACAGUUCAUAACCUGGCAACUCUUUUGGAACGAAACAGCAUGUCUUGGAAUUAUCAAGUAGUUAUUAUGAAAAUUUUAAAAAUGUUGGUGUGGCAAGAUCCCAAAUCUGAACACGACACCUUCCCUCAUGAAUAUUUAAGGUUAAUUGCGAAAUGUAUGAUCAGCGAGAACACGAAUUUGAGAAUGUUAUCCUUGAGUACAAUGAAUAGAGUACUUCUCCAACUCAAGCCACACCAACCUUUUCAGAUUUUGAACAAUUCUGACACAAUCAAAAGUUUGAUAGAACAUAGGGUUGAUGCCUGCUCAUGCAGUGCAAUGAUUGACAAACCUUAUCAUUACGCGACAGGGUAUUUGUCAGAUGUAAACGGUGUGCUUUCAUUUUUACCGAAUGAGCUGAAAGUAUAUGAUUACUCCAUGCAAUUACAACCAUCAUCAUUCUAUAUAUCAUUAGAGGUAAUUCAAAGGUUGAUGAAUGAUACUGCUUGGUGGAAACAAUUUUUCGACUAUGCCACGGAUGGAGACACAUCGACAACCCCUACAUUUAGAAUGCAAAUGGCAUUCUUUUUUAAAGGACUUUGUCAAGUAAUUGGCCCAAAAAUUAUUGACAUUUUCAACACUUUUUGGGAUUCUAUAUUAUCAAUUUCAAAUGAUGAUCCGAGUCUUGAUUUUGUGAUUCGAAUGUCAAGCGAAAUAUUUACUGGAUGUGUACGAGGAUCAAAACACUGGCAAGCUCAAGUCCGUAGAAAACUGUUUGGUCUUCUUCUCCCCAAACUUGAAAGAAUGGUAGGGCUGAGUUCUCAUAACUCAUGCAAUUUAAUAGUGUCACAUGCUCUCGCCCAUUGCGUUCGAGAUUUAGAUUAUCGAAGAAAUAAGGAAUUAAUUGAUUUCCUAAUAUCUAGCCUUGACCUUGGCAAUGCUGACACACUAUUACAAACAAAGAUUCUCAAUUUAACGUUUCAUGUUCUUGCUAACUGUGGAGCCAUCAAACACUGGUACCAACAUCUUGUGGACUACAAAUUAAUUCCAUUUCUGAGACAUACUCAUUUUUCCAUUCGAGAGCUUAUUGGGAGUACAAUAGGUUUAGGAUUUCUGGACAAGUAUCAUUUUCGCAUUAGUUCAGAUGUUGGUUCUUGUCAAGAAAAAGAUCCAUAUCUAGUCAGCAUUCUUCAAACUUUUGCGAGUCAAUUAGAUAAUCCUCAAUCUGAAGAGCAAUUUGAAUAUGUAUGCUCUGUCUUUGUUGAAUGUGUAAUUCGAACUAUGAUUCGAGCGCCCAAUAUUUUAACACCUUAUCUAAGUUCAAUUUUUACCAUUCUAUUAUCCAAUAUUAACAACAGUCAUAGCAAUGAAAUGACACUUCAAGCAAGUAUUGUUUGUGCAAAAAUAGCCACAAUCAUUAACAGACAAGCUGUAGACAGUAUUUACACCUUGUCACUGAACACCAUACAACAGACUCCACUCCAUAAAUCAGACAGUACUGACACAUGGAAAGGAAUGACCUUAUUAUCAUUUAUUGGAAACUUUACAUUCAAAAAUCAAUUUUAUAUAUUUAAGUAUGACGAGAGCUAUCAAACAUUAUGUGAUGCAUAUCUUAGUUGUCUCCUUAAAGACAAAAACAUGCUCAUUCGUCAGCUAGCGUCUGACAUGCUUUGCCCUCUUUUGAAAAUUAUGCCAAACAAGAUGUUAUUGACGUUUUCAAAACUCUUCCUAACUCAAGCAAAAGCAUUAUUAGACAGCAGCACAACUCAAAAGAAAGAUGAAGAUCCUGUUUACGUUGGAUUAGGUUUGAGCUCUAUUGUGAAAGCUUUUUCACACAGUUAUGACAUUCCUACCUUUCUACCAAAUGUCAUGGAGCACUUGGCAAGAAUGAACAAAUUUUCAACAGGUGUUCAAGGCCAACUUUUGCAACAGAUUAUUCGAGAAACAUUUGAUAUUUUCUUCCGCUUGCAACAAUCGAUUGAUCGUUGGGAACAAAACAAGACGAAAUUCACACAACAACAGCUUGAAUAUGUUUCAGAGGUGUUGUAUUCACCUAGUCAUUACGCUUAA
Molecule: messenger RNA, 5352 nt
Organism: Naegleria fowleri
Lineage: Eukaryota; Heterolobosea; Eutetramitea; Acrasida; Naegleriidae
Exons: 1
Coding region: 1-5352 (1783 amino acids)
Biological process (GO): proteasomal ubiquitin-independent protein catabolic process
Cellular component (GO): cytosol; nucleus
Molecular function (GO): peptidase activator activity; proteasome binding
Source: RefSeq, a predicted model, not a curated record